AUGGUUAACAAUAUUUGGGUUGCUGCUGCUGAUAACGACUUGGAAACUGUGCAAAACUACAUCUCCACUGGCCAGUUUUCUGCAAACUCCAAGGAUCCAAACGGGUACACUCCAAUACAUGCGGCUGUCUCUUAUGGACAUGUUGAACUAUUAAAAUAUCUAAUACAACAAGGUGGUGAUAUAAACACACAGGACACUGAAGGGGAUGCUCCGUUGCAUCAUGUUGAAGACUUGCAAGUUGCCAAGUUGUUGGUGGAGGAAUACAAGGCUGAUUGGAGGCUAAAGAAUAAUGAUGGUCAAAUACCGGCAGAUUACAUAGAGGAGGAUGAUGAAUUUCCUGAAGUUGUUCAAUACCUAAGAUCUUUAAACCAUGAUAAUCCAACUGAGAACAAUAACUUGCUUGAUACCUUACCAAGACCUGACGAAGUGGAGGGACAUAAGAUUAGUUAUAGUUAUCAAAAUGAAGACAUAGAAUUACAAAUAGAUGAUGCUCAAAGGGAACAAUUGAGAGAAAUUGCAGAAAGUGAGAAUCCUGAAGCUAAAUUAAGAGAUUUCGUGAAGGAAGCUGUUCAUAAUCAAUUUUUCAAUGGUGAUAAUGAUAAUUCACCAGCUUCAAAAAAGAGAAGGGAUUGA
Messenger RNA from Hansenula anomala, 633 nucleotides. RefSeq lists its product as uncharacterized. Gene Ontology annotation, molecular function: protein binding. The transcript has a single exon. The record is from RefSeq and is a predicted model, not a curated record. Bases 1 to 633 code for a protein of 210 amino acids. Lineage: Eukaryota; Fungi; Ascomycota; Saccharomycetes; Phaffomycetales; Wickerhamomycetaceae.